Molecule: messenger RNA, 1638 nt
Organism: Phaeodactylum tricornutum CCAP 1055/1
Lineage: Eukaryota; Bacillariophyta; Bacillariophyceae; Surirellales; Neidiaceae
Exons: 1
Coding region: 115-1572 (485 amino acids)
Source: RefSeq, a predicted model, not a curated record
ACGAUGAUACAUGGUCUGGAAUGAACAAGCCGAAGCCCAAUGAUAGGACUACCGCGACUAAUGUAAAUAGCAGGAAGUCCUUAAAAACGGAUAAGGCUGGUGGGAGCGUUUGUUAUGAGGGUGCUACAGAGAGUCCUGUCCGCGCCACCGGCAAAAGCACUGCGGAGACUUCUCACUACUACCACAUCUGCGCCUUUCUCAAGUUACCAAUCAAUCGGAAGCUUCCAUUCUGAAAAUUUAGGAGAUCUAAUAGCACGAUCAGAAAUCGAAUAUAGACCCCCGCUUUUGCCGUUCGGCGAGUCUGUUACGCCGAGCGAUGAUUCUGAUUUUCUUUUAGAUCUCGACCAGUGGACAUUUCUGAAUCACGGGGCUUUCGGAGCUGCACUAACUGUUGGAUUUGAUCGUGCCGCUCAAUGGAGACGAUACUUGGAAGCUCAGCCAUUGCGUUACCACGAUCGAGACCUACUUCCCCAUUUGGCCUAUUCGUGUCGACGUCUUGCUUCCUUCGUCAACGCUGAUCCGCGCAAUUUAGCUUUGCUCCCGAACGUCACGUCAGGAUUCAACAGUUUGCUUGCCGGCUAUGUUCGAGAAGUAAAAGACGCUGCGCACAUCAUCGUAUGGGACACCAGUUACGGAAGUGUGAAGAAAAUGGCCAAACUCUAUGGCGGUAACAGAGUGACGGAGAUUCCAUUCCAAUCGAGAUAUCUGACCCAGCUAGCCGAUCCUUUAGAAAAUCCAUCUGUUGUUUUCCAGACUGCACUCGACGAUCAUUUACUGUUAAAUUCCAAAAAGUGGGAAGGAAAACAGCCUUUGCUGGUAUUAGACCACACGACUUCCAAUACAGCAUUGACCUUUCCGAUCGAAGAACUCGCCGCCCAUGCCAAAUCUAUCGUUCCGAAUCUUUUGGUCGCUGUCGACGGCGCACACGGUUUACUCGCGCAGAACUUGGAUAUUGCCCAAAUCCCAUCAGUAGACUUCUAUCUAUCGAACGGGCACAAAUGGCUCUCCGCACCUCGCGGUGUCGCCUUUUUACACGCCACGGGCGCGUUUCACGACACAAUUCUUCGUCAACCGGCAAUAGUGAGUCACGGUAUCGACGAGCCCGACCUUUUGAGUCGCUAUGUUUGGGAUGGCUGUAGAGACUAUGCCGCUGCGUUAUCACUCCCAUCGAUACUUGAAUUUUGGCAGGAGAGAGAGCCGUGGAUGGUACGGAAGAAUCUCAAAAUACAGUUACGACAAGGAAUCAAAAUUCUGGCUACCGAAUGGUACGGUAGCGAUUUCGGGGGCGAAGAAUCCUGGCCCGGUUGCGUUACGCUAGCUGAAUUCGAUUCUCCCGUGUUGUCACCGAUGGCCUUGGUGCAGUUGCCUGUUCCUGGGAAAACUUCGGGUGAUGCCAAGGCAGUCCAAGACUACCUAUACAAGCAACACAUCGAAGCGCCCAUCAAAUGCGUGAACGAGAGACUCUACGUUCGAAUUUCGUGUCAAAUGUAUAACACGAGCAAAGACUUCCAUGCUCUCGCUGCAUCGAUACAGACAUUGUCGAAGCUGACAGUGAAUGCCGGGUAUCUUUGAAAAAGAGAGACCCAACGGUGGGGUAUAAAUUGACAAUAAUGUUGUUGUCUAAAUGCACUUGCCCAC